Messenger RNA from Caenorhabditis sp. 36 PRJEB53466, 1218 nucleotides. Lineage: Eukaryota; Metazoa; Nematoda; Chromadorea; Rhabditida; Rhabditidae. The record is from the annotation of a GenBank genome assembly.
AUGCUCUCCAAAGAGCUCAUGAAGACGCCGGCGUAUAAAAUCAUGAUAAGUCUCGCAAUCUGCGACAUUCUCUCCGUCAUCGUCAACUCGAUCGUCACCGGAAUCUUCGGCUACUUCGGACUCACCUUCUGCCACUUUCCAAUGUUUGUGUUUAUCUGCGGCGCGCAUGGAUUCGGCUGCUGGCUGGGGUGCUCCAUAACCUGUGUAACUCUCGCCGUUUGUCGCAUUUCUGAGAUGAACCCGAAGCUUUAUCUGUUUUGGAUCUUCCGAGGAUUGCCGAUGAAGUUGGUGUUGGGCUGGUUCGUAGUAACCGUGCUUUAUGGCACUUAUUUCACAAAGCCUGUCAUUUUUCGCAUCGAGUUCAUGAGCUGGUUCUUCGAUCCUGGUGUCGGAUUGAAGGUGAGAAGGCUUUUUUUCGAAUCGAGUAUCGUUGCAACUUGUUAUUUCAGUCCGAUCUAUACACAAACACGUACCACACGGUGAACAACAUCGCCCAGGCAUUCCUGACUUCCACACUCUACACAGUGCUCUGCUUCUCCGUCUAUUGCAAGUCGUCUCACAACAAUCAUCUCAACUCGACGCAACUUUCGUACACACAAAAAAUGUUCUGCUAUCAGGCGGCGACAAUAUGCAUGGCGCACAACGUUUCGUCUUCCGUCUACGUCUACAUGCAGUUCUUCUACACGCCGCCGUGGCUGAUUGUCGCCGAGCAAAUCGGAUGGCAAAUGUGCACAGGUACACACCAGAGAUGUUGGGAAUUCCGUGUUCCGUGUUCCGUGUUCCGCGUUUUUUUGCAAUAUUUUUUCCGUGUUCCGUGUUCCGUAAAAAUUUCCGUGUUCCGUGUUCCGUGUUCCGUAGAAAUAAGUUUUUUCCGUUUUCCGUGUUCCGUGUUCCGUAAAAAAAAAAUUUCCGUGUUCCGUGUUCCGUGUUCCGUAAAAAAAAAAUUUUUCCGUGUUCCGUGUUCCGCAAAAAAAAAUUUUCCGUUUUCCGUGUUCCGUGUUCCGUAGAGUAAAAUUUUUAUUCCCAACAUCUCUGGUACACACGGCUUCGGAGAGUCUGUGUGGUAGACACAGAUUUAACUCAACUUCAGGAGGCGUUUGUCUCGUCUACAUCGUCUUCAAUCGAACGAUUCGCGUGUCGGUGAAGGAUAUGCUGGGAUUACGAUCAUGGAACAACACAGUUUCUCUUCAUGCUCACAGCUCCGCUAGCGUUCUUUAA